ACUACCUCUCCUCUCCUCUACUCUCCUCUCCACUCUGAUUCUGAAAAGCCUCUUAAUUUCUUCUUCUGAAAGAAUCAUCAGAAAGACAAUGAAGCAAAUGUUGAAGGAUAGGGGUCAUCUUGUUGGAGAAACUGAAAUCAACAUGACGACAGAGCAAUUCAUUUCGAAAUAUGGUGAGAAAAUGAAAAGGGAAGAUCUCGUUAUCAACAUAGCAAAGCACAGUGAUGACACUGGUCAGGCAUAUCUUCCCUAAUUCCUUUCUUGUUCAAUUCGUGUAUGGUUUUCUUGUGGUUUGUGUUAUUAUCAAGUUUGGGAGGAGUAGAAUAAACUAAGAUUAUUUAACACCAUGUUUGGAAAGGGGAAAAAGUGGGAAGAAAGAAAAUUCCGAAAAUAAUUUUAGAAUAAAUUAAGAGGCUCCUCGCGUCCUCUACACUGUAUCACUCUCUUCCCCUUCCAACGAUAUCUGAUUUGCCUCCUUCUCUCCUUCAAUCACUUUUUAAUUGUUCAUUUGUGUGCUCUUCUGGGUUUUUUUCGUUUUCUUUGGAUUGUUCGAUAUGAGCACAUUGCGUCAUUUAUUCAAACAAGUCAGCUUUUUGGGUGUAUCUUGAUUUCUAAUUGUGCAGGCGGAGAAUGCAUAUGGUGAUUUGAGCAACAAGGUAGUGGCAGAUUUUGGUUGCGGGUGUGCCACCCUUGGUGCUGCUGCUGCUCUUCUUGAUUCUCCCCUGUUUUUGUAUUUACACUUUCACUAUCAUCUUAGUUUAAUCUGUGUGAUGCUUUUGGUCAGACGUCUUCAAUUAGAAUUAUUGAUGAUUUUCAUCUGUAAGCUGUGUUGUUUUUUGAACAUCAGUCUGAGUGGUGUUCAUUUUGUUGCUUGUUAUGUCUACUAAUUUAGCAACAGACAGAUGAUUGGUAUUGACCUGGAUUCUGAAUCCCUCGAGAUAGCAUCACUAAAUGCAGAGGAACUCGAGGUACUUAAACUUGUUGGUCACUUGGUGGUUUUGGGAAAUUAUGAUGUCUGGGGAUUUUUUUGGGUCAUUCUGCAGCUUUAUUUUCAUGGAAUACAAUGCUUGCACAGGAAAAAAAUCACUUUGCUUGUUUGUAUAUGUAUUGUAGAUAUAAGAUAUGGUUCCAAAAUGCAGAUGAUUACAUUAUCUGUUCUGCAUUCCUAGUUAAAUGUUGCAUUAUUGAUGAUUAAUUGAUGUACAUUUGCCCUGUUAAAUGGUUGAGCCUGCAGAUGGACAUAGAUUUUCUACAAUGUGAUGUCAGGAGCUCAGGAUGGAGAGGUGUUGGGAGAAGGGGAGAAAGGGAAAUCGAAUCUUGAUCAUUAAGGAUUUCUAAACAUGUUUUGCCGACUCAUCCAGUGGAUUUUAGGCUUGCAAGUAGCCAUCAUCAGUGGAUAAAAAAAAGAAAGAGAAUAUGAUUCUAUCAGAAGAAAUUAAGAGGCUUUUCAGAAUCAGAAAGACAAUGCUGCAAAUGCUGAAGGAUAGGGGUUAUCUUGUUGGAGACAUUGAAAUCAACAUGACGAGAGAGCAGUUCAUUUUGAAAUAUGGUGAGAACAUGAAAAGGGAAGAUCUUGUUAUCAACCGAGCAAAGAGCAAUGAUAACACUGAUCAGAUUUAUGUGUUCUUUCCCAAAGAAGAGAAGGUUGGAAUCAAGACACUGGAAAUUUAUACCACCCGCAUGAAAACUGAGAAUGUUUGUCGAGCAAUAUUGGUUGUUCAACAGAAUUUGUCUCCAUUUGCUCGAAAACAUAUAUUUGAGAAUGCUUCAAAAUUCCACUUAGAGGUUUUCCGGGAGGCAGAAGUGUUGUUCAACAUCAAAGAGCAUGUUCUUGUACCAGAGCAUCAAGUGCUUACAGAUAAAGAAAAGAAGACAAUAUUGCAGAGAUACUCUUUGAAAGAAACUCAACUGCCUCGUAUUCAUGUGUCUGAUCCGAUUUCUAGAUAUUAUGGGCUGCAAAGGGGACAAGUUGUGAAGAUCAUCAGGCCAAGUAUAAUUGGCGGACGACAUAUUACCUAUAGAUUUGUUAUAUGAACCGAAUAUAUUCACUGUUGCGGAUGGUUUGAUUGGAACGGAUAUGACCAAAGCAAAAGCUGGAGGACAUAACAAAUGAAGAAAUUUCAGUGAUAUUAUUGAUCUAAGCAUAGCUUAGAGUGCUGAUGUUGAAAAUUUUCUAGUGAAUAUGAAAGUAUGUUCAGCUACUCCCUGUCCCUCUCACUCUGUCACACUCAAAUAAGACACUCAAUCCCUCACCAGAGCUGUCAAUCUUUCUUAGCUCCUCCUCUACUUCUUAUUCUUCUUAUCGACUAAUUGAAUUCCAUCGGUAUUAUCGAUGCAUGCCGUAGAUUUACUGUUAAUGGAUGUUGCAAAUUCGAUACAAAGUCUUUACUUUUUAAGAUUUGCUUCAUAUUGUACAUUAAAUUUGUGAAAAUAUAAUU
Messenger RNA from Manihot esculenta (cassava), 2438 nucleotides. RefSeq names its product DNA-directed RNA polymerases II and IV subunit 5A. Gene Ontology annotation, cellular component: RNA polymerase I complex; RNA polymerase III complex; RNA polymerase II, core complex. Lineage: Eukaryota; Viridiplantae; Streptophyta; Magnoliopsida; Malpighiales; Euphorbiaceae. The transcript has 6 exons. Bases 1417 to 2034 code for a protein of 205 amino acids. Gene Ontology annotation, biological process: DNA-templated transcription. The record is from RefSeq and is a predicted model, not a curated record. Gene Ontology annotation, molecular function: DNA binding; DNA-directed RNA polymerase activity.